GCUGGAUAUUUCUACCUAACUCAGUUUCUGGAUAUGGUUAUUUUGGGAAUGAAUCUAAAAUGAAUGGGAAAAUAACGGAGGGCCGCAGUUGCGGAUACUGUGGAAAGCGGGAUUCUCCAGAGCAUUCACUGUUUGUGUGCCAAAGAUGGACAGGGUGGAAAUACAAUGCAGAAAGGAACAUUGGAGAAAUUAAUAGUAGAAGUGUUACAAGACACAUGAUGGAAAGUCCAAGGUUAAAAGCAAUCAGAAGAGUCGAAUAACCUAACUUCCAGUUGGAGGUAUACACGGAGAAAGUAUCUGGAUACCGACCAUUUUUCGUACAAUGGAGUGUCGUCUUUGGAUUUUUUUCACCCACUGAAUGAUUGGCUAUGUUUCCUGAUAUAUUCCCCAGUUUCAGUCGCCUUAGUAUCAGUUCAAUUACAAAUCCAAUGUAAGCAAUUUAUCUAAUAUAUUGCUGACGACGUGAUUGGAAUUGUAUGUGUGACGGUCACGAUAACCACAACCUAUUUUCAGAAUGCGAUAAAGUACGAGAUACACAGAUUUGAUAGAUAACUUUGUUAUCACUGUAAUAAUAUUGCCAGAUUAUAUUGUGGUCAAUGUUCAUGGUUUCACAAUAGCAAUAAUCAUCAAAUAAUUUAAAUCGUAAAAAAAUAUUGAUUUCAUUUGGUGUGUACAGAUUAGUCUCGAUACAGAGCUAAAGGAAGGCAUACAAGAAAUUAUCAUCUUUGAUCACGGACAAAAUUCAGAACUCGAAAUCGCCAGUAACAACUACAAGAUGACUACCGAAUAUCAGAGCUGCGUCAAAAUAAUACCUCCAGAAACUGGUCAAAGUUCUUCUAAUAGAGGCAGAAAAUUUAGGACAUUGGCUGCAUAUUGGGUUCUAGGCCUUUGCAAUAACUAUGGUUAUGUGGUUAUGUUAACCGCAGCCAAAGACAUCAUUGCCGAACAAACUGGUACCGUUAACGAGACUGCGAUACAUAGUGAUAAAAGAGACUGUACCUACAUGUCUACGGGUGCUAUUUUAUUGGCAGAUAUUUUGCCUGGGUUAAUUUGUAAAUUCAUCGCUCCCUUCAUUCCAUUUUUUGUCAAUGUAAGAGUAGCAAUUUGUGUGAUAUUAGCAUCAGCAGGAUAUUUGUCGGUUGCAUUUAGCAAUAGUUUUUUGAUGUCGCUUAUUGGAGUAGUGCUGACGUCAUUUUGUUCCGGAUUAGGUGAAGUCACGUAUCUCCAAUAUAGUACGUUCUAUAAUAAAAAUGUUCUGUCAACAUGGAGUUCGGGCACUGGGGGUGCAGGCAUUGUGGGUGCACUUUCCUACUCCAUUUUGCAAAGGCUCGGAAUGCGUACAUCAUUGUUGAUAAUGUUGAUAGUUCCACUUACAAUGGCUAUAUCUUUCUGGGUUCUACUUCCAAGACCUUCAGUAGACGAUAUAGCACAAGCAUUGGAAAUACAAAUGAUAGUAAAUCGUGAGGAAAUGAAAAACCCGAUCCAUGCUAUCAGAAAGAAAAUAUCUCUGAUUCCAGGACUCAUGAAGUACAUCAUACCAUUCUUCUUAGUGUAUCUCUUCGAAUAUUUCAUAAACCAAGGAAUGUUUGAGCUAACAAAUUACAAAGAUGCAGGUAUAGACGCAGGCAGCCAAUACAGAUGGUUACAAGUUACAUACCAAGUUGGAGUAUUUUUGUCCAGAUCCUCUGUAAACUUGUUCCAUAUCAAAAAGACAUAUAUUUUUGCUUUACUCCAAGGAAUAAAUGUUAUCAUCUUCACAACAGAAGUUUUGUACUUCUAUAUACCAAACUACUAUUGGGUAGUAGCACUAGUAUUAUGGGAAGGAUUGUUAGGAGGAUCUUCCUAUGUCAACACAUUCUACAGGAUAUCAACAGAGCAAACGGGUUCCCUAAAAAAUAUCCUAAAGUGGAUUUAGAGGUUUGUGGAAUUAGGCGACCCAAAUAUAGCAACAACGUUUCGACUAUCAGCGAGAACAGCAAGACCUAUGGGAAAUAGAAGGUCAACCUCUUCAUUGUUCGCUACGUGAGAUUAUUCCACCUUACAAUGAUGGAGUCCCCAUAGCGGCUAGGGUCUAACUGUCGGAUCGAUUGAGACAUAGACAUGGAAGUACCACCACAGCAGCACUCCUAGACUUUUUCCAUCAACCACAAGGAUUAAAAGAAAUGUGUGCCUGAAGACGAAAAGCAGUUUUCCAUAGCCAUCACAACAUUUGGAGACAGUAUAGGCAUCUUAAUGGCAGGGCUGUUUGCCAUAGUAGCACACAACGCAAUAUGCGACUUACCAAUGGGAACAUGAUAUUUUUAUCGUACUUACUUUACUGUGUUAAUAAUUUGUGACAGUAUUUUUGUUUGUGAAAAUAAAAUAUUUUAUUUUUAAA
Molecule: messenger RNA, 2377 nt
Organism: Acanthoscelides obtectus
Lineage: Eukaryota; Metazoa; Arthropoda; Insecta; Coleoptera; Chrysomelidae
Source: the annotation of a GenBank genome assembly